This is a messenger RNA of Cannabis sativa, 1013 nucleotides long. RefSeq lists its product as uncharacterized. NCBI's taxonomy places the organism in Eukaryota, Viridiplantae, Streptophyta, Magnoliopsida, Rosales, Cannabaceae. The transcript has 4 exons. The record is from RefSeq and is a predicted model, not a curated record. Bases 79 to 402 code for a protein of 107 amino acids.
UUAUUUAAUUAACUAAUUAUUAUCGAGUAGUUUUGUGAGUAGUAAGCAAAAGAGAAAAAAAGGAGAAGAAAGAAUUCGAUGGCAAUAACCAGCUCCUCUUCCACUCCAACUUCUAAGCGUCUUCUUUUCGACCGGCGUUACGGUUGGGUAAUUGAUGAAUGGAAGGACCCAUCGGAAGAAGCUCUGUCCGGUGGUCGGGGAAUGUUUUGCAUUGUGCCUCUGGCAAAGGGUUUUCUAAAGAUGGCUUCAAACUCGAUCAACCAUGCUGCAAACUCAGCAGUGAAAGCUUUGGAAAGGCCAAAGCUAUUUUCACCACAGCUACUCCAACCCAAUCUUAACGAUAAGCUUCACAAAAUUAAGUCAUUGACAAACUCCGGUACAAAUUCUUUCCUUCCCCCUUAAUAGAAAUCUCUCAUCACAUGAACGAACCAGUUGAAAUCAGUAUAUCAUACAUUGUUUAAUUGUAAUCUGGUUCCUCAAAGUUUGUUUGAUCUAAUAUUACAUUGUACCUCAGGCUUGUCUUUUAACUUCUUCAUGGUUUUAGGGUCUAGUUUUCAGUAGAGUAGACAGUAUUGUUCAAGAUGUUGAUGACGGCUGGUGUAGACAAAAUUAUGAAGGUCUUCAAAUGGUUUAUCGAGGAGCCCGUUUUGGGGGGCAAUUAGUCGAUGGUUGUCUCACUAGACCAACUAAGCUACAUUACUUUUAGCCGAAUUUACUGCUAUUAAUAUUGGAACUCCACUCCGAGCUGAUCCCCCUUGCUGUUUUUAGAGACAAACAUGUUUGGAUGCUUGAAAUGGCAGUAUAGAUGUUUGGGACUUUCAAAAUCCAAAGGAUUAACCUGACACUCAUGCCAAAUUAAAGAUAUGCUAUGUAAUUUAUGGAUUACCUCUCAUGUGAAGUGAGAAAAUAGGAUCAUUUGCAUAAUAUAAAUAUAUGUGAUUGAAGGAAAUAGUUUGGGUUAACAUCUCUCUUCCCAAUUAAGUUAGUUCCAACAGGAAGGCAUUAAUGGAAUU